UUUUUUGGGUGGCUCUUAUAAUGAAUUUCCACUUGUUUAUUACAAGUGGGCAGUUAAUUAGUCAAUUUCCAUGUAGUAGGAAUGGGACUUUAAAGUUAGAAUAUUUGUUUCAUUAAUCUAUUGUUCUCAGCGGUCGGUGUCAACAGCACUGCUGGAAAGAGCUAGCGUCACUUUGUGAGUUGGGAGGAGGAGGUAAAAGUGAAUCUUGUAAAUGAUACCGAGCAGAGGAAGAAGAGAAAGGGAAAGGAGGCGAUAUUUACAAGUUUUGCAGUUUGUAAGAGGGAGGUGCAUAAGGAGAUGGGACUGUGGAUGUCUGAUGUGGUACCCUUUGCAGCUAUGGUUAUUGUGGAGUGCGUGAAUGUGGGUAUUUCAACAAUAAGCAAAGCUGCCAUGAAUGGAGGACUCAAUAACUUUGUUCUGGUAGUUUACUCCGACGCCCUUGGAACUCUCCUACUCUUCCCAUUUUUCAUCUUUAAUAGGAACAAGCGACUUCCUAUUACUUUUAGGCAACUUUGUAAAUUCUUCUUUCUUGGGUUGAUAGGGGUUUGGGGAGAGAUUUUGCAUCCUCUUGGUGUUAAGUAUAGUUCUCCCACUCUUUCAUCAGCAAUGGGGAAUCUUUCCCAGAUCUUUACUUUUUUGCUUGCCAUCAUUUUCAGGAUGGAAAAACUUGAUUUGACAAGUUCAAGCUGCCAAGCCAAAUCUUUGGGCACCAUUGUCUCUGUAUUGGGGGCUCUAACGGUGACCCUCUACAAGGGUCCUGGUCUAUUUGCUUUAUCACCUUCUAACUCCCCUCAUCAGCGGCGACUCCUCUCACAGCAAUUAGAGUGGGCCAUUGGAGGCGGUCUCCUUGCCAUCACCUUCCUUAUUUCUGCAAUAUGGAACAUUGCCCAGACAGCCAUUGUUAAGGCGUUCCCAGAUGAGUUGACCGUUAUCUUCUUCUACAACUUGUUUGUGACAAUUCAAUCUAUGAUAUUCACUCUUGCAGUGGAAAGCAAUCCAGCUGCCUGGAAACUGAAGUCUGGCAUUGACGUAACUGCUGUACUCUGCUCGGGAAUUUUUGGAAGUGUGAUACGCCUUGGUGUUCAUACAUGGUGCUUGCAUAAGAAGGGUCCUGUCUAUGUAGUCAUGUUCAGACCCUUGGGAAUUUUAUUUGCUGUGAUCAUGGGGAUCAUCUUUCUCGGGGAGACUCUUCAUCUUGGAAGUGUGAUUGGUUCGCUUAUCAUUGCAUUUGGAUUUUAUACUGUGAUGUGGGGACAAAUUAAAGAAAAGGAGUUGGCCAUGGAUGAUGGUAUUGAUAGCUUAGAAUCAGCUUCACAGAGAUCUCCUCUUGUCAAAAGCGAUUCUAAUGAAGAAACAUGAGGAUGAGUUGUUAUAUCACACAAACAAAGAAUUUGUUACAAGAAGAAAAGAAGCUAAAGAAAAUUUAUAAAAGGAAAAAGAAAAAAGGGAGAAAAAUUUAAUGUACAUAGCACCUAGACAUUGUUAGCAGGCAUGUGGGAUCAAAUUUAUCUCCUCUCACUCUCUUCUUGAACUUGAGAAGGUUUAUUUUGUAAAUGCUUGAUCAGGGUCCGGUUAAUUGGACCCUAAUGUUUAUUAUUAUAAUUGAAGGUUUUUUUUCCUCUUUACUCUAUUAGUUAAUUGCUUAUUUAAUUUCUGAAAAUUCAUGGUGCCUGAUAAUAUGAUUCAAUCUGUUGACCAGUUCAAUAAUUAUGCCAAUAAGAGGGGAGAAUUAUAUAAAUUUGUUUUGCCACUAUCUUUAACUGAUUAUGUGUUUCUUUGCCAAUAAUUAUGCCAACCAAUUAUGUGUUAUUUUAAUGAUCAAUAAUUGAGAGACGAAAAAACAAAGAGGGAAAAAAAAAUUGAAAGAAAGAGACAUAUUUGGAAUAAUUUGAAGUUUGCUUUAAAAAUAAAAAAAUCAUUAGUUAAUUCUAGGUGGUUAUGAUGGGACCCACGUUUUGUUAAUAAAACUUCAUUCGUUAAUGCUAAGCGACCAAAGCUAUCAGACAAAGAAUCUUGUCAGUUCAACUGUUCUGAUCAUGUCAAUGAAUAGGAAUAGCCUAUGUUAUCUGCAACUUGUGGGACGUGAUAUUUACGGUUUCUGGUCUUCGGAACGUUGAGAGAGAGAGAGAGAGAGAGAGAGAGCAUGGAGGUGUCUUCUUGCACAUCUGGUGUGGUACCCUUUGCUUCGAUGGUAAUGGUGGAUUGCAUGAAUGUGGGAAUAUCAACAAUAAUUAAAGCAGCCAUGAACAGAGGAAGCAGCAACUUUGUUUUUGUUUUCCAACGCCCCUGGGACUCUAACCCUUUUCCCUUACUUCAUCUUUACCAGGAAUAAGCGACCGCCCCUCACUUUUUCACUCCUAUGGAGAUUCUUCCUCGUUGGAUUGACAGGGUAGUAAUAGCAAAUAUGCAUUUGCUGCUUGUUUUCUCUACUCUAUUGGAUACUAAAAUCUGGGAGUUUGGGAAAGCUUUUGUUUUUCACGGGUGUGAAAUUCAGUUCUCCUACUCUUUCAUCUGCUAUGGGGAAUUUUGCACAGAUUUUUACUGCCUUGCUUGCCAUCAUUUUCAGGUAGUUUCUAUUCCCUACAAGUAAAAUUGGGUUAAGUGGAAAGAUUUAGUUUCAUAUACGAUCUCAACUACUCCAUGGUAUUUCAUUGCCAUCAAAACCAGAAGUUCAUAAUCUUUAUGAUAAAGCCACUUCAUUAAUGAACAGGAUGGAAAAGUUAAAUUUAAGAAGUACAAGGAGCCAAGCCAAAUCAGUGGGCACUGUGGUAUCGGUAGCUGGGGCUUUAAUAGUUACUCUUUAUAAAGGUCCUAGCCUAAUGGGUUCAUCACCUACUAAUACCCCUUCUCAGCUUCCUCUUUCUCAGCAAUCAAAGUGGAUUUUGAGAGGUUUUCUUAUCUUAAUCACCAACCUCAUGUCUGCAAUAUAGAACAUUGCUCAGGUCAAACAUAUUCCUCAUAAACAAAAAAAGGCUUAAAUUUGUUCUGCAGAUCACUUAUUCACAUGGGUUUAUAUUUCCAGGCUGCCAUUAUUAAGGUGUACCCUGAAUAAAUGACCUUAGUCUUCUUUUACAUAUUCUUUGUGACAAUUCAAAGCCUGGUUUUCUCUCUCAUUUUGGAAAGGGAUCCAGUUGCUUGGAAACCUAAUGCUGCCAUUGAGAUAAUGGCCAUUGUUUUCACGGCAGUAGUUGGAAGUGUGAUUAGUGUAAGUGUUCAUACAUGGUGCUUGCACAAAAAGGGACCAGUAUAUGUUGCCAUGUUUAGACAUUUGGAAAUUGUAUUCGCUGCAAUCAUGUCAAUCAUCUUUCUUGGCGAGACGAUCCAUCUUGGAAGUGUGAUUGGAUCAGUCAUAAUUGUAUUUGGAUUUUAUACUCUAAUGUGGGGGAAAAUUAAAGAGAAGAGCAUGGAUGUUGACAAUGAAGUUAGAAACUUAGAAUCAUCUUCUCAUAAGACUCCUCUGUUGCAAAGCAGUUCCAAUGAAUACUCACCAAGGAACUCGUAACCAGACCAGAAAUUAUUAGUUUUUGUGCAGGAAAAAUUUUUGGUGAUGUUUCACUUAUAUAUAUAUAUUUGUUUGUGCAAUAAUUAAUUAUUGGUCUUGAUAGGCAUAGAACCAACUUGUCUUCAUCUUUAAUCUUCUUUUCUGUCUGUUGUUUUCCUUCAUUUGCUUUCGAGUGUUUGGUAAGUCCAUAAAGAGAAAGAGGAUGAAUAGAGAUUGGUUUCUAUGUUUCUUCA
Molecule: messenger RNA, 3735 nt
Organism: Ziziphus jujuba (common jujube)
Lineage: Eukaryota; Viridiplantae; Streptophyta; Magnoliopsida; Rosales; Rhamnaceae
Product: WAT1-related protein At5g40240-like
Exons: 11
Coding region: 298-1359 (353 amino acids)
Cellular component (GO): plasma membrane
Molecular function (GO): transmembrane transporter activity
Source: RefSeq, a predicted model, not a curated record